GCCCCCCUUCACUUCCACUCCGUAGAUCAGGAUAGUGAUAGAGAAGCUUGGCUCUCAUCAAGGCUUCCAACCAUCCUCUAUCUAUCGCUUCCAAUUGCUUCCGCUCCAAAAAGCACUCGACUAAAGGUCCAGCUGAAACCCUCCACCUCAGAUCAUGACCACUACCAUCUGCACCCGCUUCACUGAGGAAUUCCAGAUGUUUGAGGAACUGGGCAAGGGAGCUUUUUCAGUGGUGCGGCGGUGCCUGAAGGUCCUCUCAGGCCAAGAGUAUGCUGCUAAGAUCAUCAACACCAAGAAGCUAUCUGCCAGGGAUCACCAGAAGCUGGACAGAGAGGCCAGGAUCUGCCGACUGCUGAAGCACUCCAAUAUCGUGCGUCUCCAUGACAGCAUCUCGGAGGAAGGGCAUCACUACCUGAUCUUUGACCUAGUGACGGGCGGCGAACUCUUCGAAGACAUUGUUGCUCGAGAGUACUACAGUGAGGCUGACGCCAGCCAUUGUAUUCAGCAGAUUCUGGAGGCAGUGCUUCAUUGUCAUCAGAUGGGAGUCGUUCACAGAGACCUCAAGCCGGAGAACCUUCUGCUGGCCUCCAAGUCCAAGGGAGCUGCAGUGAAGCUGGCCGACUUUGGCCUGGCCAUCGAGGUGGAGGGGGACCAACAAGCCUGGUUCGGCUUUGCAGGGACACCUGGUUACCUGUCUCCUGAGGUCCUGAGGAAGGACCCAUAUGGCAAAGCUGUGGACCUGUGGGCUUGCGGUGUGAUCCUGUACAUCCUACUGGUGGGAUAUCCUCCAUUCUGGGAUGAGGACCAGCACAGACUGUACCAGCAGAUCAAGGCUGGGGCCUACGAUUUCCCCUCACCAGAGUGGGACACUGUUACUCCAGAGGCCAAGGAUCUCAUCAACAAGAUGUUGACCAUCAACCCUGCCAAGCGCAUCACAGCCUCGGAGGUUCUCAAACAUCCCUGGAUCUCACACCGCUCCACUGUGGCCUCCUGCAUGCACAGACAGGAGACGGUGGAGUGCCUGAAAAAGUUCAACGCCAGAAGGAAACUCAAGGGUGCCAUUCUCACCACCAUGUUGGCGACUCGGAACUUCUCAGGAGGUAACAAGGCCAACAAGAAGACUGAUGGUGUGAAGAAAAGGAAGUCCAGUUCCAGCGUCCAGCUGAUGGAAUCCUCUGAAAGCACCAACACCACUAUUGAGGACGAAGACACCAGAGUGAGGAAACAGGAGAUCAUCAAGGUAACAGAGCAGCUCAUAGAAGCCAUCAGCAAUGGAGACUUUGAGAGCUACACUAAGAUGUGUGACCCCAGUGUGACAGCGUUUGAGCCAGAAGCUCUGGGUAAUCUGGUGGAAGGCCUGGACUUCCAUCGCUUCUACUUUGAGAACUUGUGGUCUAAGAACAGUAAGCCUGUCCACACCACCAUCCUGAACCCCCACAUCCACCUUAUCGGGGAGGAAGCUGCCUGCAUCGCCUACAUCCGCAUCACCCAGUACAUCGACACCAACGGCAUGCCCCGCACCGCCCAGUCUGAGGAGACACGCAUCUGGCACCGCCGUGACGGCAAGUGGCAGAUAGUCCACUUCCACCGCUCUGGAUCACCCUCCGCCAUCACCAAGUAAGCCAGUGUGGUCAGGCAAUCUCUCGUCUUCCCCUCUGACCCCAGCUGAGCUCUAGAGCAGGAGGGUUUGAGUGAGACGUCUGUCUGAGUGACACCGGUGGGUUACCAGCCAGCUUCAUGGGGACACAGAGGGACUCCCACCGACCGGCCUGAGGAACCACGAGCCCGCCCGCACGCACGCCACAUCUCAUCUCUUUACUUGAAAUCAGUUUAUGUCUCCUCUCAUAUCCGUCACAAGCAAAUCAGAUUAGCGUCACACUAUGUCACGCUCUCAUGUAUUUAUUGGAUAUGCUGUGUGUGUCAGGAACAUUUUAGCCUUGUUAUGCUGUCUCUCCGCUUGUUCUUCUCUGACCUUCUUGGUUCUUGUCAUACUACAGUACUUGGCAGAGUCACAAUUAGUACAAAUGGAUCUAUGAGUAGGAUUCAAUCUGUAAAAUAUAGCCAAGGGAAGUAGGGAUACUGAGUGUGCUGAUUUAUUAUAAUCCCCACAAAAUUUGUGAACUAGGCCUUUAUUACUCCUGUUUGCAGAGCAGAGAAAUCCCCCUUUCCUCAAUAAAAAUGAUCCUCACCCACCCCCCUAAACAUCUUCCCGCGGCUCUAAAGCGCUCGCAGUAAUCGGCACCUACAGUUUUCCUUACACUUAAAUGUUUUUAUUCAACAAUGCUCCCUCAACAAUGCUCCCUCAACAAUGCUCCCUCAACAAUGCUCCCUCAACAAUGUUCCCUCAACAAUGCUCCCUCAACAAUGCUCCCUCAACAAUGCUCCCUCAACAAUGCUCCCUCAACAAUGUUCCCUCAACAAUGCUCCCUCAACAAUGCUCCCUCAACAAUGCUCCCUCAACAAUGCUCCCUCAACAAUGUUCCCUCAACAAUGCUCCCUCAACAAUGCUCCCUCAACAAUGCUCCCUCAACAAUGCUCCCUCAACAAUGCUCCCUCAACAAUGUUCCCUCAACAAUGCUCCCUCAACAAUGCUCCCUCAACAAUGCUCCCUCAACAAUGCAGUAUAUUAAUAUUUAAUAAUAACAUUAAAAGUCCAGUCAGAAAUAACAAGUAAUAGUAAUAGUAAGAUAAAUAUGUACAUAAUAGAACAUAAUACUGUACAAAGGAGAGCAUCAUAGCACUUCUUUAGGUUCUUCCAAUGAGGACUGAGGGUAUAUACCAUAUAUCUUCCUCACUUUUUAUUGUUGUCAAUACAAACCCCCUCUCGCUUGUUAGAGCAGUUGAACUUACUUGCAGCGGACAGUGUAAACUACAGUAUUCUGCCUACUUCAGAGUAAGAAGCAAUUUAAAAAAGACCACUAACACUGCCCCAGGAUUUUCUGCAAUAAGUUAGAUUGGUGUUUUUAUACUAAAUAGUGUGUUCUUCUGAUAAAGAUUUGUUGUGGAUUUAAAAAUGACAAUUCAUUUUAGAGACUUUGUUUUAUUGAUGUCCCAUUCCCUCUAUUUCGUCACUCUCCAGUGUUAAUAUCACUGUUUAUUGCAUGCAAGUAUAUACAUGAGCUUAGGAUCUCUCUGCUUGUGUUUCUAGUUCUCAAAUCUGUCAAAUGUGAUAUUUCAGAUGUACUCUCAGAGAUGUAUAAAUACUUGUAUCUUUUUACCGUUCAAAGGAUGUCAAAACGGGACAAAAAAGAACAUGACAUUGCCUCUUAACCGCAGUAUGUGUUUCCCUGUGUGUUAACAAUAAAUGCCUCACAGAAUAUUUGAUUGUGCGUUGAAAAACUGCCAGAUAUGAAUUUGAUUGAAACAAAACGUGUUUACUAUUGGCAGUUCAACACAGAUUUAUAUCAAACUUUGUACUGUAAAGCAAUUUGUGAAAAAUCUGCUGAAUACGACAAACAAAUGUUUUCCUCAAAAUAUUUGAUAGAAAAGGAUAAAAGAAGAACCACAACAGCCAAAUCCUCUGUGUAUGCUUUCUAGAACUGAUUCAACAGAUUGUAUACUUGUUUUAUACAGUAGUUUAGUAUUUUAGUGUGAAUGGCCAGGCCUACAGCCUACUGCUUUAAAACAGCAUAAGAACUUCCAUCACACUGCUGCUCUGAUGUUGCUGUUUCUUUCCUGGCACCAUUGAACGGAGCACAUUGAGGACCUUAUGGUACUGUAUAGGAGUUAUUGUAGGAUUUAUGUUAUUCUGGAUAUGAGACGCUUACUUUAUAUUAUUCUGGAUAUGAGACGCUUUCUUUAUAUUAUUCUGGAUAUGUGGCUCUUUAUUUCUUUAUAUUAUUCUGGAUAUGUGGCUCUUUAUUUCUUUAUAUUAU
Molecule: messenger RNA, 3875 nt
Organism: Oncorhynchus kisutch (coho salmon)
Lineage: Eukaryota; Metazoa; Chordata; Actinopteri; Salmoniformes; Salmonidae
Gene: camk2a
Product: calcium/calmodulin-dependent protein kinase II alpha
Exons: 19
Coding region: 155-1621 (488 amino acids)
Biological process (GO): protein phosphorylation
Molecular function (GO): calmodulin binding; ATP binding; calcium/calmodulin-dependent protein kinase activity
Source: RefSeq, a predicted model, not a curated record